AUGCUUAAGAUCUCUAGCAAUGAGAUGGUCGAUCUGUUAAGGCCUAUGAUUAAGAAAAGGUGGCCAUCAUUAUUUGAAAAUAUUCUUCCUACCAACUUUAUUCUUCGCAAGAUCAAUUCCGGAGUAGUUAUAAAUAUUUUAGAUCAAAUUAGACAAUAUAAUAAUGGGCAAGGCGAAAGAGGAGAAGAAAUGUUCCCAUAUCAAUUAAUUUCUAGUCAUUUUCCCCAGCAACCUCCUAACAAUAAAAUUCAUAUUAUUGUACUUCAAUUAGAUCUCUUAGUUCCACCAAGUCUUACUAGGAAGAACUUGAGAAUUGCCUACUUAUUACACAAAGACAUUACUACCCUUCGUGGGAUGUUACCUUCCCUUCGUGAGACGUUACCUUCCCUUCGUGGGACGUUACCUUCCCUUCGUGGGAUGUUACCUUCCCUUCGUGGGAUGUUACCUUCCCUUCGUGGGAUGUUACCUUCCCUUCUUUCACCACCGGAAUAUAGGAAUUAUAAUUGUUGCGGAAAGCCGGAACGCUCCGUUAUGUGUAGUGGCGAUUUACAAGGAAUAACCGAGAAAGAACUUGAAACAUGGUUAAAAAGCGCGUCCACAAUUUCAUUCGUACACAUUAUCAAGAAAAUCUAUAAUUCCACUCCCCUCGAAGUCAGUUCAUUUUUUAGUCGUUAUAAGGAUGUCACUAUGGACGGACCCCAGAAUAUUGCAAUUAAGAUUAGCGCCUCAUAUUAUUUCAGCAUAAAACGGAAGGUCAAUUAUUUGAAGGUACGAGAAGGCAAAAAACCUAAACCUGAUUCUGCUUCAACUUCAGUAGAAAAAGCGCUUGAAACCGAGGAACAACAAGGAAAACAACCUGAAAUUCGAAAUCACGAAGAACUCAAGAAAGCCCCCGAAGAAAAAUCCAAAGAGGAAAUAUAUAAUGAUGAUAUUCCCUUCGCUAUAAGUGAUGAAAAUCAUAAAGAAGAACUCCAACCUGAAAUUGAGGAACAACGAGCCCCUGAAGAAAAAUCCGAAAAGGAAAUUUAUAAUGAUGAUAUUCCCUUCGCUAUAAGUGAUGAUGUUGAAAAACGUAGUAAUGACAGAUCUGAAGAUGUAUAUAAUCGCAAGACAAAAUCUUCAUUAUGUCCAUCAUAUAUACAGGGGAUCGAGCCGGCUCGGUGGUGGCAUAAAAAUUAG
Funneliformis caledonium is the source of this 1179-nucleotide messenger RNA. Lineage: Eukaryota; Fungi; Glomeromycota; Glomeromycetes; Glomerales; Glomeraceae. The record is from the annotation of a GenBank genome assembly.